This is a messenger RNA of Drosophila mauritiana, 2198 nucleotides long. RefSeq names its product acid phosphatase type 7. Lineage: Eukaryota; Metazoa; Arthropoda; Insecta; Diptera; Drosophilidae. The transcript is spliced from 4 exons. The record is from RefSeq and is a predicted model, not a curated record. Bases 266 to 1642 code for a protein of 458 amino acids. Gene Ontology annotation, molecular function: metal ion binding; acid phosphatase activity.
UGGUAUUUGCCGUUCGGUGGCCAAGGUCACACUGCACCCGGAUUGUUUUUGUUGUGGCUGCGCUUAUAAAUUGCUGGAUAUUUCCAUAUUAGUGCUCAUUUUUUGUUGUUCCCGCAAGCGAAUUUGUCGAUUCCCCCGUUUAACUCCAGCGACUCCCCGAGCCGAGUGUCCCCACUUUGACAACGACGCAAUUGUGAUUUGGCAAUGUUUUUGCUGACUGUGUUACAGUGCAAUAACAACAACAAGUAACUACGAAACGGUAAAAAUGCAGCGACUGCAAUUCGCUCUGCUGGCGUCGCUGCUCCUGCUGGUGCUGCUUCUUCCGGGGAUUAGGAGCACUCCCACCGACCAGGAGGUCGACAUCGUCCACUAUCAGCCGGAGCAAGUGCAUCUGGCCUUUGGAGAACGCACCGAUAGCGAGAUAGUCGUCACUUGGUCCACGCGCAGCCUGCCGCCGGAUCAGGAAGUGGGUGCGGUCAGCGUGGUGGAGUACGGUCAACUGGUAGACGGACAGGUCAGGCUCACCCAACAGGCCCGGGGAACGGCCACUAAAUUCGUGGACGGCGGUCACAAGCAGGCCACGCAGUUCAUCCACAGGGUGACGCUUAGGGACCUGGAGCCAAAUGCCACAUACUCUUACCAUUGCGGUAGCGAUUUCGGCUGGUCGGCCAUCUUCCAGUUUCGCACAGUGCCCUCGGCAUCCGUUGACUGGUCGCCAUCGCUAGCUAUCUACGGGGAUAUGGGCAAUGAGAAUGCCCAAUCCCUGGCCCGAUUGCAGCAGGAGACGCAGCGCGGCAUGUACGAUGCCAUCAUCCAUGUGGGUGACUUCGCCUACGACAUGAACACGAAGAAUGCGCGCGUGGGGGAUGAGUUCAUGCGGCAGAUCGAAACGGUGGCUGCCUACCUGCCAUACAUGGUGGUUCCCGGCAAUCACGAGGAGAAGUUCAACUUCUCCAACUAUCGUGCCCGCUUCAGCAUGCCGGGAGGUACGGAGAACCUGUUCUACAGCUUUGAUCUGGGACCCGUGCACUUUGUGGGCAUUAGCACGGAGGUCUACUACUUUCUCAACUACGGUUUAAAGUCGCUGGUAUUCCAGUUCGAAUGGUUGCGUGAGGAUCUGGCCAAGGCCAAUCUGCCAGAGAAUCGGAGCAAGCGCCCGUGGAUCAUCUUGUACGGUCAUCGACCCAUGUACUGCAGCAAUGAGAACGACAACGACUGCACCCACUCAGAGACUCUCACGCGGGUGGGCUGGCCCUUCGUACACACGUUCGGAUUGGAGCCGCUGCUGUACGAGUUCGGCGUGGACGUGGCCAUCUGGGCGCACGAGCACUCCUACGAGAGACUCUGGCCCAUUUACGAUUACGUUGUGCGCAAUGGAACGCUGAAGGAUUCGCCGUACGAGGAUCCUGGUGCUCCUGUGCACAUCGUCACAGGAUCCGCCGGCUGCAAGGAGGGAAGAGAACCGUUCAAGGGCAAAAUACCCGAGUGGAGCGCUUUUCACAGCCAGGACUAUGGCUACACACGGCUCAAGGCCCACAAUCGCACACAUAUCCACUUCGAGCAGGUGUCCGACGACAAGGACGGCGCCAUCAUCGAUGACUUUUGGUUGGUGAAAUCCAAGCACGGAAGCUACCGAAACUGAACCAGAACCGAAUCAAUUCAAGCUAAAGGAGUCUCUCGAGGCAUAACACGCAUCAAUAGCAACAGGCAGUAUUAGUAGCGCACAUUCGCCUCGACCUGAUUCGAUCACAAACUAUAGCAUUAUAUAUAUAGCAUUCCUUAUCCAAAUAUCUCAACCCAGCCCGAAACAAACUACAGUUUUAUACUUAGCCAAUUUUACAAACGCAGCAUUUACACAUAUGCAAGCGCUUUUAAGUGUGCAUUUAACAUAAGCUGAUAAGAACGUAAAUGAACUUAGUUUCUUAUCUCUGUCGCAUGCUACUUGAUGUUCAAUAACUGGUACUCGGGCUCUGCUGUUUUAAGUAAUUGUUUAUAAUGUGUAUGGGAUGUACUUGAUAUACUUAUUAGGAUCAAUGUUUAGGGACUAAGGGCUCUAUGUACCCGAUCGGUUUUUACUAUCAAUAAGUACAUGAAAUCCGAGUACCGGGUGUAUUAUAGUCACGGCAAUCCGACUGUACACUGAUUGUUGUUUAAAUGCCUAGUAUCUUUACAAUAAAUAUCUGGAACUUUUCAUUGUA